AUGGUCUCCGCGUCGAGCUGCUCCCGCAAGACGAAGAAUAAGAAUGGCAAGAAGAGCAGCAAGCGCAAGCACGUGAACAUGCAGGCAAACUUCAACAAUGGCUUUGCCUGUGGAGACUUCCAUUUGCACAGCACCUGCAGUGAUGGCAAGCUUAAGCCCAGUGAGGUGAUUGCCAAGGCUGUGGCCAAUGGCGUGACUUUCAUGUCGCUCACAGACCAUGAUACAAUGGCUGGAGUGAGUGAGGCUAUUGGUGCAGCGCAGAAACAGGGCGUCUUGGUCUUCCCUGGUGUCGAGAUCAGUGCUGAGGUGAAAGGUGGAGAGAACCUACACAUCCUGGGCUAUUUCUAUCCCGGAUCGAAUAGUGUCGAAUUGGAGGAACAGCUGCUCAAGAUCCGUACGGGGAGGUACAAGCGUGGCAAAGGAAUGCUCAAGAAGUUGGAGGCGAUGGGCAUCAAACUCGAGUGGGAACGAGUACUGGAAAUUGCAGGAGAAGCGGCACCUGGUCGACCACACGUGGCUGAAGCUCUUGUGGAAGGCGGGCAUGUCGUCGACUUCCGCCAGGCUUUUGCACGGUACCUGCAUAAUGACGGUCCUGCGUACGUCGAGGGCGAGAACUUCCCACCUGAAGAAGCUAUCAAGCUUAUUGCUAGCGCCGGCGGAGUCUCUGUUCUUGCCCACCCCUGGUGCUGCAAGAACCCGAUGACGCUGGUUCCAGAACUGGCUAAGCUAGGCAUUCAGGGCAUCGAGGUCUUUCAUAAUAAGAAUAAAAUUGACAUGUAUGGCGCCUUGGCGAAGGAAUCCGAGUUGCUAAGAAUGGGUGGAUCGGAUUUCCACGGCAUAAACUCAAAGACGGAGCGUGAACCUGGUGCCACCCCUUUCCCGCGCCUGCAUGUGAAGCGUUUUCUUGCCCACGUUUUACAAGUGUGGGAGCGUCCGCUUGUAGAGCGAUUGCAGUCUAUUACAAAGUCCAUCAAGCUGGCAGGUCCGGGUGCAUGUGCGUCGGAAGAGUUGCUUAUUUGUAGAGAGCAAGAACCGCUGGCGCGCCGAACAUUAAAUGAUCUAGGCAUGACAGCGGAGAUAGUGGAGAGCCCAUGUAUGCAUGCCCGGGUCACCCUCAUUGGCAGCAUGGAUAGCGACAGCUACUACCAAACGAUUCGCGUUCACAUAUUUGGUAUCAAGGCCCAUCCCCAACGAGAGGGGGCGGUUACGGAUACAUUACCUGGUUCCAGAUCUCCACUACUUGUUCCUGUAAUAUUUGAUCAAGAAUCUCAGCCCAAUAUUUCCGUUUAG
Peronospora matthiolae is the source of this 1290-nucleotide messenger RNA. The record is from the annotation of a GenBank genome assembly. Lineage: Eukaryota; Oomycota; Peronosporomycetes; Peronosporales; Peronosporaceae.